Messenger RNA from Somion occarium, 1089 nucleotides. The record is from the annotation of a GenBank genome assembly. Lineage: Eukaryota; Fungi; Basidiomycota; Agaricomycetes; Polyporales; Cerrenaceae.
AUCAAUUCCGUCUUUGACAACACACCGCACAUGCCCAAAGCAACCUGGGGACGAAAGAUGACCUUGAACGCAUAGAGCACAGUAUAUGAGCCAUAACUCAAAUCCUCCUUGCUGUGCGAUAUACGAUGUAUGGGUGAGAAAGUAAUAGCAAAAAAAACGCCUUGAUUUCUUUCAUUCGCACUGGCGUACAUCGAUAGUUAAACAGCGGAGAUUCAACAACAGCAUUGUAGCACAAUGCUAGAAACAUUGACUUUGUAUUCGUUUCACCUCUGCCAACCCAUCAGAUCGCCGCACCCACGUCUAACAGAGGGUUUCUCCGAUCAUGCUGGAUCUACUGAUGCAGAAAGAUCUCCUAGACGCUACCGUAUCCUGUAUAAUUUGCAUUCCGCCCUAAGGGAUACAAACACGCACUCAGACACGAUCAUCACACAGGCCAAUAACUUUCAAGUCAGAUACAAGGACGACGCUCCGGCUGCGCUAGACGAGUUCUUAAUCGAUAGCAUCACACAUCGACAUAUUCGGUCACACAGCGCCACAUCCACGAAAUCAUUCUGCACCACAUAUUCCUGUCGCCAGAAUCGGCACUCUUGUAAUGCAACUCAUAGGACCCUGAAGUUGUCGGCGAUUGAGGCGAAGAACCUUCCUUUGACUGAAGAUUCAAACGAUGGCAUAUUCGUCCAAGUGCAUGCGUUAGGGACUACCGGCGGAUUUCAGACGUCUUCCGUGUCUUGCGUCCCAAACGCAGUGUGGUAUGACGAUAUAGUUCUGUCUGACAUAUCUUCAGACACCAUUGUUUCAUUCGAUGUGUUCAAGAAGGUCGCUUCCGAAGAUACAGACAGCCAAUACUCAUUCGUUUGGGGUGGCUGCUUUGCUCUCUACAAGUUGCUCAGAGGCAAACUCGAUGUCUCAGCGGAAGUACAAUGCAGUGAAGAAGAACCGUGCAUAUGUGUUGGUUUUCCGGAGUACAAUAAAUCGAUCCAGCUCCGAUUUGAUGUCUCCGAAAACAUAGUCCUGAGGUAGGAAAUCAGGGCUCUCUUUCCGAUGAACAAUUCGCUCAAAAGGUGAACGAGCUGCGUGUUGCUUAUCUUG